Equus caballus (horse) is the source of this 3219-nucleotide messenger RNA. The record is from RefSeq and is a predicted model, not a curated record. NCBI's taxonomy places the organism in Eukaryota, Metazoa, Chordata, Mammalia, Perissodactyla, Equidae.
CACAUCGACCCAGGCCCAUCCUUCCUUCAGCGCCAGUCCUGCCUUUCCUUCCAAGACUGCCUUUGGGCCACUGUGCUGUCCCUGGAAGAGGCCCUUGGACCUUCCACCCCUUCUUCCGCACUCAGUCUGGCAUGGGGGCUCACUUCCUUCUGGAAAGGAAGCAAAUCCCUCAGAGGUUCUCACUCUGGAGCAUACAAAGCUGGAGCGAUCUGGGGACAGUUUCAUUCUGAGAGGGGAGGUUCUGCACAACCAUGGAAGGCUUCCUGCGAGAAGCACCAAAAGUGGGAGGAAUCCCAGAUUUCUGACUGUAUUGGUGUGAGAGCCAGUGCUCCUCGUGGUGGUGCCCGAGCCAUGGAGGCACCUGUGCAGACAGAGAUGGUGGAGCUGGUGCCCAACGGCAAACACUCGGAGGGGCUACUCCCAGUUGUCACCCCUACGGCAGGCAACCAGAGGGUUGAAAGCCCCAGACGGAGCUGUGUUGAGGGUGAGGGCUUCCUACAGAAAAGCCCCAGCAAGGAGCCGCACUUCACUGACUUCGAGGGGAAGACAUCAUUCGGGAUGUCAGUGUUCAACCUCAGCAAUGCCAUCAUGGGCAGUGGCAUCCUCGGGCUCGCCUACGCCAUGGCCAAUACGGGCAUCAUCCUUUUCCUGUUCCUGUUGACAGCCAUUGCCCUGCUCUCCAGCUACUCCAUCCACCUGCUACUCAAGUCCUCAGGGAUUGUGGGCAUCCGUGCCUAUGAGCAGCUGGGCUACCGUGCCUUUGGGAUGCCAGGAAAGCUGGCAGCGGCCCUGGCCAUCACACUGCAGAACAUUGGAGCCAUGUCCAGCUACCUGUACAUCAUCAAGUCGGAGCUGCCCCUCGUCAUACGGGCCUUCCUGAACCUUCAGGAUCACACCUCGGACUGGUACGUGAAUGGGAACUACCUGGUGAUCCUGGUCUCUGUCAUUGUCAUUCUGCCCCUGGCACUGAUGCGGCAGCUUGGCUACCUGGGUUACUCCAGCGGUUUCUCUCUCAGCUGUAUGGUGUUCUUCCUAAUUGCAGUCAUCUACAAAAAGUUUCAUGUGCCCUGUCCGCUGCCCCCCAACUCCAACACCACAGGCAACGUCAGCCUCACGGAGGUCAUCAAGGAGGAGGUACCACUGGAGGUGGAGACUGAGGCCGCAGCCUUCUGCACCCCAAGCUACUUCACACUCAACAUACAGACGGCAUACACUAUCCCCAUCAUGGCCUUCGCCUUUGUCUGCCACCCCGAGGUGCUGCCCAUCUAUACAGAACUCAAAGACCCCUCCAAGAGGAAGAUGCAGCACAUCUCCAACCUGUCCAUCGCCGUCAUGUAUGUCAUGUACUUCCUGGCUGCCCUCUUCGGCUACCUCACCUUCUACGACGGGGUGGAGUCAGAGCUGCUGCACACCUACAACAAGGUGGACCCAUUUGAUGUGCUGAUCCUGUGUGUGCGUGUGGCUGUGCUGACGGCAGUCACGCUCACAGUGCCAAUUGUUCUGUUUCCGGUGCGCCGCGCCAUCCAGCAGAUGCUCUUUCAGAGCCAGGAGUUCAGUUGGCUGCGGCACACGCUCAUUGCCACUAGCCUACUCAUUUGUAUCAACCUGCUGGUCAUCUUUGCCCCCACCAUCCUGGGCAUCUUCGGGAUCAUUGGUGCCACAUCUGCCCCAUGCCUCAUCUUCAUCUUCCCUGCCAUCUUCUACUUCCGCAUCGUGCCCACUGAGAAGGAACCGGCAAGGUCUACCCCCAAAAUCCUGGCCCUUUGUUUCGCUGUGCUUGGCCUCUUGCUGAUGACCAUGAGCUUGAGCUUCAUCAUCAUUGAUUGGGUCUCGGGGACUGGCCAUCAUGGAGGAAGCCACUAGGAUGACCCCCAUCCUAUUCUGUCUGCUUGUCCGAGUACCCCCACCCAGACUCUUCAGCCCCUGCUCCCACCCAGUGGCCAGUCAGGGGGGAGGAGGAAGACGUGGCUAACGCUGUGGCAUUUGGCCCUGCCCCACAUCUUCUCUGUGGAAGAUUUUUGUUAAAAAGCCAGGACCAAGGCCCUUGGGCCACUACCCUGCUGGGCUCCCAGGCUCUAGGGGCUUCCUGAGCUGGGGGCAGGGCGAGGCUGUACCCCUGCUUCCUUCCUGUUGCCUCAGAUCCUACCCAAGCCCCUUAUCCCUUAUACAGAUGCAUACACUGAGGCCUAGCAGCUGCCUCUGAGGUCACACAGACUGUAGGGGCACAUAGAGCUGGGACCCAGGUCUACAGCCAUCCCCCCACCCUGCUGCUGGGCCAUCAAUUGCACCCUAGGGCCUCACCUCCCUCAGCCCUCUUGCCUUCCCUCCUUCUGUCCUCGAGGUCCCUUUCAGGCACUUGGGCUCAGGCCCUUGGAUACUCUUGUCCCCUUCUCCCGUCCCCUCCACUGGGAGCAGGCCCCUCCACCCUAUACCUGGAGCCAGCAGGCUCUUCUGAGGGUGAGGCUGAUGUGGGUACACCCAAGGGACCCCUGCCCUGAACUUUCAACAGUCCCGGGGAGGCUGGGACUCCCCCCACGUCAAGCCUGGCCCAUUGCUCACAUUUCACUGCUGGGAGAAGAGUGAGCCUGGGGCCCAGAGCGCCUCUGCCUCUAGGAGUCAAAGACCCCAGGGGCCAAUCUGGGGCAGGGAUGGAGAGGCUGGCAGCCCCCUUUUAUAAAUAUUAUACAUAAGAUCAGCUGUGUUUUAUAUUCUUGAUCUCCAUGGUCCCUGGGUUCCUGGAAAGUGGGGUGGGAGCCAGGACAUGGAUGGUGAUGGAGGCCCCUCCUGCCUCUCCCUGGGAUGAAGGUGGGGACAGGGCGAGUCCCCUAACCCACCCCGCCCCCUGCCUCCCAAACCAAUGAGUGGUAUGCUCAGACCGGGUUCUGGGCCCGGGCCAGGCUCAACACAGACCUGCUUUCUCACGGGGUGAGGUGGGGAGGAAUUAAUGAGGCCUCAGGAAAUGGGACAGAGAGAGGCCUCCGGAAGGAGGCAACGUGAGAUGCAUCCCCAGCAGCUUCAGGGAGGGUCUGAGCAGGGGGCAGCAGAGCUCUGCGGAAGCCCUGCAGAAGGGCCCCCUGCCCUCCCCUUGCUGCCAUGUCAACCCUCUGUCAAUGCCUUGAGUCUGGGGACAAAAAUCCAAGGAUCCUGUGCCCUGUCAGGCUGAUCUUUUAUUAACAGUAAAACCCACUAUGAAUAAAGGUGGGUCUGUGAGUCGCUGUA